AUAGCAAGUUUGCAUGAAAGAUUGAGAUAAGAAUAGCAAAAGUUUUUUUGGGAGCAUCUCAUCCGUGACAUUGAGCGUGGGCGCAUCGAUCUCGACACGAACAUGCCAUUGUUGCACCAUUUCUGUAAGAAGUUGGACUCGUGUCGAUGUAGAAAUCUUUUUAAACUGAUCUCGAAUUGAUUCUAACGAGACCUGUAUGAUAAUUUCUCUCUUUCCAGAUUUUCGAAAAUGCCGAUGCCGCUUUUUCAUAGGUGACUCCGGGCUGAUUCAGAAAAUCCAAAACUUCUAGCUUCGUCUUCACGUCCAAACGCUUGCGUUUAGACAUGUGUGAAUAAUAACGGGUGCAGAUUAAGAGAGAAAAAACUCCCACCGAACAGGGACAGAUUGCGUCGCGAGAGAAACAAACGGCCACCUAAUGAAUAACAACUGUGACAGAUUGCACCGAGAGAGAAAGAAGCGUCCAACGAGCGCACUGUGACAAAUUGCAGCGAGAGAGAAAGAGGAGCUCACCGAACGCAAAUAACGCGGGACAGGAUUGCAUAUCCUCUUGUGAGUUACACCUCCGAAUAGUGACAUAAAACCCUAGAUCGGUUAUGUGUCGCUAUUGGGAGGUUUAACUCUGUAUAGGGCUUCGGGGGAUUGCUCCCUGGUAUUGUGCUUUCAUCGAGCAUGGGCUCCCCUCCGAACGCAGCGUGCGCUGCCUGCAAGUUCCAGCGUCGGAAAUGCGCUGUGGACUGCUUGCUGGCGCCGUGGUUCCCUCCGGACCAGCCCAGGCGUUUUGCCAACGCGCACAGACUCUUCGGAGUAGCGAACAUAUUGAGGCUUAUACGAGAGAAUCGGAGCUCCGUCGAGGAUCUGAUGAAGAGUGUCUGCUUCGAGUCUGACACUCGGGAACGAGAUCCUGUCAAUGGAGCGUACGGGACAUUACGACUUCUUCAGCGAGAGGCCGAGAGACUGGAGGAGGACAGAACGGCUUUGUCCGAGAGGCUAAGGAUACUGUUGCUGGAGGAUGCUGCUGCCAACAAUGUCAACAACGCACCGCAUACCCAUACUGCCUACAACGCGGUGCCUCCAGAGUAUUACGCACAUGCACGGCCUACUCAGGUCGCCUUUACAGAGGCAACGCCAGCGCUGCAAGACAACGAUGUUUAUCAUAUGCAGCACCACCACCACCAGCAUCAACAACAGCAGCAUCAGCAUCAUCAGCAUCAUCAGCAGCAACAGCAGCCGCAUCAACAACAGCAACAACUGCAUUAUAUGCAGAUGCCCCAGCAUCAGAUGCCUUCUCUAGAGUAUUUUGUUAAUUUCAACGCCAGUGGUGGCUUUACUCCGGUGCAAGCAACGGACGCGUCGACCUCUCAUCCACUUAUGCAGCUUACGGAUAGAAGUGCAGAAGUGCCUCUUCAUCGGGCCUCUUCUUCGUACACUGGAACAGCAGCGAGAGACUUUCUCUCCCUCACAAACAACUCCAACUCUCGCUUUUAUUGACUUUUGUCGUAAUUGCAGAUAAUGUAAUUGUACAUAAUCGUUACUCCUCCACAUGCUGUGUCUUCCCAGGAAUUUUGUUUAGAUAUCUCCUCCACGGCAAUAGAUCUUUCCAGACGCACAUGCUGUGUCUUCCCAGGAAUUUUGUUUAGAUAGCUCCUCCACGGCAAUAGAUCUAUCCAGAGGCACAUGCUGUGUCUUCCCGGGAAUUUUGUUUAGAUAGCUCCUUCACGGCAAUAGAUCUUCCCAGACGCACAUACUGUGUCUUCCCAGGAAUUUUGUUUAGAUAGCUCCUUCACGGCAAUAGAUCUUCCCAGACGCACAUACUGUGUCUUCCCAGGAAUUUUGUUUAGAUAGCUCCUUCACGGCAAUAGAUCUUCCCAGACGCACAUACUGUGUCUUCCCAGGAAUUUUGUUUAGAUAGCUCCUCCACGGCAAUAGAUCUAUCCAGAGGCACAUGCUGUGUCUUCCCAGGAAUUUUGUUUAGAUAGCUCAGGUACAUAGUCAGAUACAUAAUCGUUGCUCCUCCACAGCUAUAGAUAUAUCCAGACGCUCGCGCAUGCAGUGUAUUCCAAGGAUUUUACAUAUAAUGACAAUCUAAUAAAAAAACGUGGCUGAUUCAAUCGCCCGACACAAGCUGCCCUGUAUUACCGUGAG
Molecule: messenger RNA, 2142 nt
Organism: Marchantia polymorpha subsp. ruderalis
Lineage: Eukaryota; Viridiplantae; Streptophyta; Marchantiopsida; Marchantiales; Marchantiaceae
Source: the annotation of a GenBank genome assembly